Rubroshorea leprosula is the source of this 1989-nucleotide messenger RNA. Lineage: Eukaryota; Viridiplantae; Streptophyta; Magnoliopsida; Malvales; Dipterocarpaceae. The record is from the annotation of a GenBank genome assembly.
AAUUUUAACCUUUAAUAUACAGUAGAAUACAUGCGCCAUUAGCAAAAAGAAUAGAAGACGAAAAAAUAAAAAGAGGGGCCAUUUAGAGAGGGAAACCAGAGGCGCUAAAACAUGGAGGCCACCUCCAUUUCUGUAGAUGCAGUGCUUGAAACCCUAAGGAGCAGAGGCUGGUGUUUUGGCGACUUAGACGAAGUUAACGCUCUCAUACAAUUGCAAUCCGCUUUGGCCGAUGAUGUGGAAACCAGUAAGGUCGCGGAUUCGGUCGAAUCGGAGCUGCUUAACAUGGACCUUAGAUCGAUCGGAGGCAAGUCCUUGCCUGAACCCAAUCUCCUCCUCCGGAAGUCAUCUCAUCUUCAAGGCCCCAAAGUCCUCCAGAUAUCAUCAGUGAGAGACAUAUCAAGAAGCAGCACGGAGGAGUUUUCAGGAAAUUCAAGGGCACACCGUUUGCUAAGAUUUUGUCUUACAGAUGGACAAACUGAGAUAACUGCAAUAGAGUUCCACCACAUAGCAUCAAUUCCUAAUGAUAUUGUUCCUGGUACAAAGGUUCGGUUGGAAAAUAAAAUUAUAAUACAUAGUGGGAUUGUAUGUUUGAAUCCUAAAGUGAUAACAGUGUUGGGGGGUGUUGUUCAAUCACUUCAUGAAGAAUGGGAGAUGAACCGAAAAUAUUCAGGCAUCUCACGUGACCAGCAAAAUGAUACCAGUGGUCCUCCCCCAUUCGAGAAGUUGCAAAUUGAAGCACCUUCUAAGAAUCAAUUUGCUCAACCACGCAGAUCAUCUUAUUUCUCAGAGUCAUCGUCGAAGAGAUCUGGGCCUAGUACGUCAGAUUCUGCUGUGAAUACUGAAAGAAGGCAGAGAAGCCAUCAAACUGUUGAAUUAAAAACAGAUAAUUUGGAUACUUCCCUUAUGGGAAGGACUGAAGAAAAGCCAAGUACCUCCGAAGCAAGACCAAAGGAAGUGGUUGAGUCUGUCCCUGUUCAGAAUCAAGCAGCUUCUCAGAAGCUUCUGCAGAAAAUGAGUAAAGCAAACCCCAAUGAUCAACGUUCUAGAGGAAGAAAAUACAGGGGCAAGGAACGACAAGAAGAACCUGUGACUUACACUCUGGAUGAAUGGGAAAAGAGGAAAGCUAGUACAAAGCUUCAGAUUAAAAAUGAGCAUAUGGAUACCAGUCACGAUGAGGACCUUGCAUGGCAACUACAAAGUCAACUUGAUUUGGAAGAUUAUCACGUACAAAAGGCGCCUGACACAGAGGCAGAAAAUAUUAGAUUAAGCAUGUUUAACUAUGAGAGAGAGGAUAGUGGAGGGGAACUUGGAGGGAGAGGAAGGGGAAGGGGAAGGGGAAGGGGAAGGGGCAACGGUAAAGGGAGGAAGGGAAAGGGAAGGGGGAGAGGGAGAUUCAGUUAACUAUUUUGGCCAGUUACAUCCAUUGUCAUGCAUCUAUGUUCUCCUUGUUAAAGCCAUAAGGUAACCUCUUCCUUUGUUUCCUUUUUAAAUGCAUGUCUAAUCCCCAUGCCCUUUCAAUGAGAGAGGAAGUGAAAGGAGAAGUGUCUGAAUUUGUUUGAUCGCUAUGCUAUCAUGUUAUCGUUCUUGUGAAGUGUGACCCACUUGUUUUCAUUUUCUUUUCUUUUUAUUUGAUAAUUCCAUCUAUUUCUUGGAUGCUUGUUUAAGCUCCCAAAAGGAGCCUCUCCAAUCCCCACUCCGCUCUUCCUCUUCAAGAAAAGUAUCAACAGAGCGAAAAGUAAAGAAUGAAAAAUUUGAAGCCAUCAAUAGGAAGUUAAUUUUGCAUUGUAGGAAUCUUCAUUUUUCCUUCUUAUGUUUGCUAAAACAGGAAAUUACAUUAUGAAGAUUUGAUUCAAGAAAAUUUGGAAAGUGCUGAGAGGCUUCGUGGGCAUGCCCUUUUGUUUGAAUUUCUGAUAUUAGUGUUAGAAAGCACGCUAAAAUUUACAUUUAAGAGUAAUUGUACCUUUUAUCAAAUAUACAUCUGUGAGCAGA